AUGACCAAUCAGCAAAAUUUUACUGAACGAUCUCAAGUAACCAUUUUUCGUAUAACAAUCGCUGAUAUCUUUCUUGAACGUCAAAGUGAGCAUGACAUUCAACGCAAUGCUCUAGUGAUUGUAUUUUUAAGGUUACUUGAAUAUCAUCAAAAAAUUUUGUUUUUAACAACAAAUCGAGUAAAAUGUUUUGAUGCCGCUUUUCAAUCUCAAAUUUCAGUUGCCUUAAAAUAUAAUGAUUUAGACACUGAUGCACAUGAAAAAGUUUGGCGUACAUUCUUGGAUCGUAUUGAAGAAAAGAAUAAAAGCCAGGUAGACAUUAAAAAUUUGAAAAAGAGACCUCUAAAUGGCAGGGAAAUCAAGACGGCUGUGAGAUUAGCAAAGGCAUUAACCACAAAAGAUAACCCAGACUCAUUGAUUACCACAAAACAAUUGGAAACAAUUCUUGACAUUUCAAAAACUUUUGGUGAAGAGUUGGAAAUAUAG
Molecule: messenger RNA, 483 nt
Organism: Rhizophagus irregularis DAOM 181602=DAOM 197198
Lineage: Eukaryota; Fungi; Glomeromycota; Glomeromycetes; Glomerales; Glomeraceae
Source: RefSeq, a predicted model, not a curated record